GUGCCCAAAAAGUGUCAAGAGCCCUUUAAUUAACCACCUUCUUAAUGGAUUUCGUACAGAUGUGAACAUAUUUGUGAUGAAAUGUCGUACUUGCACACCCACUGGAGAGAUGUUGAUGCAUGGAGGAAAGAAGGUCUCCCACUGUCAACAACAAGUAAUGAAGCUGCAAAAAUGUUUGAUGCUUCCCUCACUCAGGUUGUUGCUCAUCAUGAUGAUAAAAGUGUUGGUGGUCUAGAGAGUUCAGUUACCAGGAUGUUGCAAGCAGAUCCUGAUUUUGUUAUGGGUCAUGUUUUAGCAUCUUUUUGUCUGCCUGGUCAUGUAAAGCAUUCUGAUGUUGCUCAAUUACUAGCCACGGAAAAUAACCUUACUGACAGAGAAAUGCUCCAUGUUAAGGCUUCAAAAGAGCUAGCAGCUGGAAAUAUGAUUAAAGCACAAGCGAUGUGGGAUGACAUUCUGAUCGCAUACCCCAGGGACAUACUUGCACUGAAAAUGCUUUCCAACCACAGCAUAUUUGUUGGACCUAAGGAUUUGUUAAGGGAUAGUGUGGCAAGAGUGUUUCCACAUUGGAAGCAAGAAAUACCACUAUAUGGGUAUCUCUUUGGUAUGCAUGCCUUUGGGUUGGAAGAGACGAACUUCUACAGAGAAGCAGAGAAACAAGCUCGCAAGGGAUUGGAGCUGAUUCCUACAGACACGUGGGCAACACAUGCCUUGGCGCAUGUUAUGGAGAUGGAAGGCCGACAGGAUGAAGGGAUUGAAUUCAUGAGUAAAACCGUGGAAAACUGGAAGCCUUGCGAGUCUUUGGCCUGUCACAAUUUCUGGCACUGGGCUUUGUAUUAUAUUGAGAAGGGAGACUAUGAAGCAGCGCUUAAUGUCUAUGAUACUGAGAUGGCUCCACGAUUUAAAGUAAGCAAGGUUUUUACGCUGAGGGAUGGAUCAUCUCUAUUGUACAGACUGAAACUUGAAGGAGUCGAUGUUGGAGACAGAUGGCAACAGCUUUGUCAGUAUUGGGAAAGCCAUGCAAACGACCAUUUAAUGGCAUUUAGUGAUACUCACAUGCUUAUGAGCACGCUGGGUGCCAAAAAUGAAGACUUAACCAUGAAACUGUUGGAUUCCUUGAGGAAAUAUGUUAGAGAUGGGUCAGGCUACAAUUGUGAAGUAUCACGUACGGUUGGUCUCGCCAUCUGCGAAGCAUUUGUGGAAGCUGAUAAAGGAGACUUCGAUAAAGCUGUGUCGAUUUUGAAACCUCUUCGUUAUAAAGUAGAUCUUAUAGGAGGAAGUCGAGCUCAGCGAGAUGUUUACGAGUUAUUCUUGAUAAAUGCUGCCAUGCACUCUCAUCGAAAGGAGGAUCACCAAUUUGCCAGAUGUCUUAUUGCUGAAAGGAAAGCCAAAAAAGAUAACGCACCCCUGACGGACAGACUUAUGGGACAAGUACUUCCUCUUUUAUAACAAUGACAUGGAGUAAUAAUAAUAAUGACCUAGUUGACCAGGGUAAACCCAUCAGCUGAAGUUGUUAUUAAUUGGUGCCCUGGGCAACUGAAAAUUAUCAGUUAAUGAAAAAUUAACUAUUACAGAUGAACCAUCAGAAAAAUGUAAAAGAUAUGUACAGUGUCGAUGGAUAAAAACUGAAGUGAUAUGUUUUAUUUUUGUCAAUCCACAGGGAAUUAUUUCGUGCGGACUCACUGAGCUUAUAUAUACUGAGUCUCUCAUCAUUACUUACCUUUCACGUCUAAUCGCAACGCUAUCAUCAUCAUCAUCAUCAUCGUCACUUUAUUUGCCUUUUUCAACUACGCAAAUUAUUUAACUACAGAAUUCUGAUUUAAAAAAGGCGAGAAGACCCACGAAGCCACCGAGCUUAUGGGAGAGCCCACCUCACUUACCACAUUAUAUUUAAGAACAAGUGCUGCGCAUGAGUGGCUCAGCCAAUUCAGCGAUUAUUCAGGGAUCAAACACUGUUUAGAUCUCACUUUCUUAUUUAACCUUUCAAACGGGAGUUAGAGGGAGGAAGGUCUUUCACACUAGUACCGACCACACGUCUCUGAAAUAACACCCGAAUUCAAUUCAGGAGCGAAUAGAAUUGAGCUUGCUUCUAGAAGUCAAUUCUGAACAUUCUAUGAAUUAUAAGCAUCUAGACCAUUAUGUCAUAUAUUUUAAUUCUCUGUAAAUAUAUGAAAAUGUAGAGUUGAUUUUAUUUUUGUUUGUAGCUGUACCUUUAGAUAUUUUAGCCGUUCUUUUAAUCAUCUUUA
Molecule: messenger RNA, 2243 nt
Organism: Pocillopora verrucosa
Lineage: Eukaryota; Metazoa; Cnidaria; Anthozoa; Scleractinia; Pocilloporidae
Product: tetratricopeptide repeat protein 38-like
Molecular function (GO): protein binding
Source: RefSeq, a predicted model, not a curated record